This is a messenger RNA of Cryphonectria parasitica EP155, 920 nucleotides long. Its product is annotated as COX4-domain-containing protein. Bases 146 to 685 code for a protein of 179 amino acids. Lineage: Eukaryota; Fungi; Ascomycota; Sordariomycetes; Diaporthales; Cryphonectriaceae. The record is from RefSeq and is a predicted model, not a curated record. The transcript is spliced from 3 exons. Gene Ontology annotation, biological process: mitochondrial electron transport, cytochrome c to oxygen.
GACCCAUCUCCACUCUUCGCCAGCGACUCCCAGACAGCACUUCAACAAUCAAUCAAUUCCAACACUCCUCUCCUAUACCCCCUCCCCCCGUCGACUUCUCGAUCGCCCCUCUGUAAGCUACAAAAACAAAAAAAAACAAAAAAAAAUGAUGCGACUUUCGACCUCGGGUGCGGUGCGCGCCGCCCUCACCUCGGCCACCCGUCAGGCCACCACCACCACCCUCAUCUCCCGCGCCGCCGCCUCGACUGCCGCCUCCAGCCACGCCAUCUCCAACCCGACGCUGGCCAACAUCGAGAAGAGGUGGGAGGGCAUGCCCUUGCAGGAGCAGGCUGAGCUGUGGAUGGCCCUGCGGGACCGCAUGAAGGAGGACUGGAACGCCCUGACCCUCCAGGAGAAGAAGGCUGCUUACUGGAUUGCUUUCGGCCCUCACGGACCUCGUGCUCUUCCUCCCCCAGAUGAGGGCAAGAAGGUGGCCCUCGGCGUCUUCAUUGGCGUCUUGGCCAGCCUGGCCAUCUUCAGCGCGAGCCGCCUGUUUGCAAAGCCCGCACCACACACCAUGAAUAAGGAGUGGCAGGAGGCCGCGAACGAGUACCUCAAGGAACAAAAAUCCGACCCCUUCACUGGUAUCGCCUCUCCCGACUACAAGGGCAAGGGACAGGUCCAAUCCCCUCCCUCCAACGCUUAAGCUGCUCUGCAGCAGUAGUCGUCGCGUUCUUGACAUACAACGCGCUCUCCCUUUGUUGUUAGAACAGGCAGAAACAAAAUCAUUUCCUCGUGGGCUAAGUUCCAUGUACACAAAAUAAAACAAAAAAAUGAUAUCUAGACGAAGCAUUGGUCCUGGUUCUGUAUGGGGUUCUGGAUGGCGGCUCACGAGUGGGCGCGAAGAUGUGGUGUACGAGAAAUCUUAAAACUUUUCAUUC